CGGAGAGGCCUUUGUUUUUUUUUUUUUUUUUAAACGCAAGUUAAUAUAUGCAGUGCCCUUUAACAUGCCCAGAGACCAGGAUCCUUGCAGUGUCGCCUUCUUUCUUCGUUUCCUUUUCCACUUCUAAGUUUUAAGCUUUAUCCUGAGCUCUUGAGGAGUCAGUGAGUGAGGCAUAUCCUACUAACAUCAGAAUUUCUGAAGAUGAGUGCUUCAAAGUUCAUUAAAUGUGUCACGGUUGGAGAUGGAGCUGUCGGCAAGACCUGCAUGCUCAUCUGCUACACCAGCAACAAGUUCCCUACUGACUAUAUACCCACAGUAUUCGAUAAUUUUAGUGCCAAUGUGGCCGUGGAUGGGAACAUUGUCAAUUUAGGACUCUGGGACACAGCAGGUCAGGAAGAUUACAGCAGGCUGAGACCACUGAGCUACAGAGGUGCAGACAUUUUUGUGCUGGCAUUCUCAUUGAUUAGUAGAGCGAGCUACGAAAAUGUUCUUAAGAAGUGGAUGCCUGAACUGCGAAGAUUUGCACCUAAUGUUCCAAUUGUUCUUGUUGGCACAAAGUUAGAUCUUCGUGAAGACAGAGGAUUUUUGGCUGAUCACAUGGGAUCUAACGUUAUAACAUCUAACGAGGGGGAAGAACUGAGGAAACAAAUAGGCGCAGCAGCUUAUAUCGAGUGCAGUUCAAAGACUCAACAGAAUGUGAAAGCAGUGUUUGAUACUGCAAUUAAGGUUGUUCUCCAACCUCCAAGGAGACAGGAAAUGGAAAGGAAGAAAAAGCAUAGAAGGUCUGGUUGCUCAUUCGCAAGUAUUGUGUGUGGAAGUUGUGCAGCUUAUUAAUACAUAUCAGAAGCAUCAUUACCAACCUACGUUUGAUAUGGAAGUUGCCCUGGAAAAGCCAUCAACAUUUCCUGACAUUUGAUUACAUAUUUAAAUGUAUCCUUAUGACUGUAUUGUAGUCGCUGUAAGAUGAUAGUAUAACGGGUGGUCCAUUCAUUUCAGACUUACUGGUGGAGGGAAUUAUUCAUUCUCUCGUUUAUUAUUACUCAGCAGUAUAUGUUUUACAAACAUGUUUAGCUGAGAAAGCCUUUUGUUUCAUUUGUUUCAUUUUUCACUGGAAAGUUUUUAAGAGAAGUGAUAUAGUGAUGGCUCAUUUGCUUUUUGCUCUUAUCUGUAGAAAUUUCACCGUUCGUUCACAAGGUUCCCCAAGCCAAUUUGAGGAAUCUAAGAGAAUCACUUUCU
Messenger RNA from Neltuma alba, 1236 nucleotides. Its product is annotated as rac-like GTP-binding protein ARAC7. The transcript is spliced from 8 exons. The record is from RefSeq and is a predicted model, not a curated record. Lineage: Eukaryota; Viridiplantae; Streptophyta; Magnoliopsida; Fabales; Fabaceae. The coding region runs from base 202 to 834 and encodes 210 amino acids. Gene Ontology annotation, biological process: small GTPase-mediated signal transduction. Gene Ontology annotation, molecular function: GTPase activity; GTP binding.